AUGCUUCCUAUUCUUCUUUCAUCAUCAUCAAAGCUUCAUGCUCGACAAACCAAACGAGGUCCCUGCCCUAUUGACUCUUCUUUUCUGCAGCGGCAAACACAUGUUCCCAGUGGUUUCAUUUGGCCAGAAGCCGACUUAGUGGCGGCUCACGAAGAGCUCAAUGAACAUCUGAUUGAUCUCAAGGGUUUCUUCAAGGGUGACGAUGUAGCAACCGAGAAUGCUGCCAAGCUCAUUAGGGCUUCUUGCUUGAACCAUGGCUUUUUUCAAGUCACCAACCACGGUAUAGACUCCAGCCUCAUUCAACUCGUUGAGGAUCAUUUUGAUAAGUUCUUUCACCUCCCCAUUAGCGAGAAGCUGAGGGUCAAGAGAGUCCCCGGUAGCCCUUGGGGUUAUUCCGGCUCCCAUGCCGACCGAUUCUCCACAAAACUUCCCUGGAAGGAAACACUGUCUUUCGGCUUCCAUGAGAAUGGACCAGAGAAAGUCGUGGUGGAUUUCUUUAAAUCCAAAUUAGGGAAUGGUUUUGAAGAUACUGGGAAGGUGUACCAAAAAUACUGUGAAGCAAUGACGAGUUUGGCUCUUUCAAUAAUGGAGCUACUGGCGAUCAGCCUAGGAGUGAAGCGGUCGCAGUACAGAGAAUUCUUUAAGGAUGCUCAUUCUAUCAUGAGGUGCAACUACUAUCCGACUUGCCAAGAGCCAAAGCUUUCUCUUGGGACUGGUCCUCAUUGUGAUCCAACAUCCCUAACCAUUCUUCACCAAGACCAAGUUAGGGGGCUUGAAGUUUUUGUCGACAACAAAUGGCAAUGUGUGAAACCCAUCCGUGGUGCUCUGGUCAUCAACAUUGGUGAUACCUUCACGGCGCUAUCGAAUGGAUUGUACAAGAGCUGCCUGCAUCGGGCGAGUGUGAACGCCGUCACCGAGAGGAGAUCUUUGGCAUUCUUUUUGUGCCCUAAGGAUGACAAUGUGGUGAAACCUCCAGAGGAACUUGUUACUGAAGUAGGAACAAGGAAGUACCCAGAUUUCACUUGGUCCGAGUUGCUUGGAUUCACUCAGAACCAUUACAGAUGUGAUGAGUUUACCCUCCAUCAGUUCUUCAAGUUCAUCAAGUCUGAAUCCAAAUCAGUCAAUUGA
Fragaria vesca subsp. vesca is the source of this 1128-nucleotide messenger RNA. Its product is annotated as gibberellin 20 oxidase 3-like. Gene Ontology annotation, molecular function: gibberellin 20-oxidase activity. The record is from RefSeq and is a predicted model, not a curated record. The coding region runs from base 1 to 1128 and encodes 375 amino acids. Gene Ontology annotation, biological process: response to light stimulus; gibberellin biosynthetic process; flower development. The transcript is spliced from 3 exons. Lineage: Eukaryota; Viridiplantae; Streptophyta; Magnoliopsida; Rosales; Rosaceae.